Messenger RNA from Phragmites australis (common reed), 2634 nucleotides. RefSeq lists its product as uncharacterized. Lineage: Eukaryota; Viridiplantae; Streptophyta; Magnoliopsida; Poales; Poaceae. The coding region runs from base 134 to 2329 and encodes 731 amino acids. The record is from RefSeq and is a predicted model, not a curated record. The transcript is spliced from 10 exons.
AGGAAGGCGGAAAAAAAAAAUCCGCCGGGUUGCCAACGGAAAAGAAGGCACAAACACGAGGCUUCCAGUCCAAGCGAGCAAGCGAAGGGGAGGGGGAGAGCCGAGAGCGACAGCAACAGAGAGGGCGGCCGGCAUGGGGAUCGUGGAGGCGUGGGUGCGGGAGAAGCCCAUCCGCACCUUCCUCGCCCGCCUCUCCCAACGCCGGGCGGAGGCGGCUGCCGCCUUUCUCGCCUCCCCCUCCGGCGCCGCGGCCGUCGACGGAGAGAGCGGAUGCGACGGGAGCAUCCCGCAGCUAUCCUCCAUCGCCAACUCCGUCGUCUCCCGCUGCUCGAGGAUCCUUGAUCUUGCAACUGAAAACUUGCAGCAAAGUUUUGAGACUGAUUUCCCAGAUAGUUGUAAGGAGCAUAAUACAUAUGCAAGGGAGCUAGUAGAGUACUGCUGCCACAAAGCUCUUCAUGAAGUAACUACACGCCCGGACUAUUUGACUGAUAAGAAUCUUCGCCAUUUGAUGUUUGAUAUGAUGCUUGCAUGGGAAUCUCCAGGUGCCCAGGAUGGAUUUCUAGAAAAUGAUUCUACCUCAUGUAAUUCCCUUGAGACUGAAGAUGAGGACGAGGGAUCGAUUUUUUAUGCAAAUUCUACAAGAUUGGCUGUUCAAGUUGAUGACAAGAAGAUAGUUCGGUUAAGUGCUUUUGCACGGAUAGCACCUUCAUGCCCAAUAGUAGCUGACUUGGUUACUGUCCACAAUCUGUUUGAUGCACUUACAUGUUCAUCUGGAGGCCAGUUGCAUUUCCUUGUUUAUGACAAGUAUCUCAAGAGUUUAGACAGGGCAUUGAGGUCUGUGAAAGGUAUCAUGCAGUCACCACUUGCUUCGAGUUUUCAGCUUGAUGCAGGGGAGUGUAUAUUAGCUAUGGAUGGAGACAGGCCUAUUCGUCCUGUACUGCAACAUAUUGGAAUAUCAGCAUGGCCAGGAAGAUUGAUCCUUACAACACAUGCUCUUUAUUUUCAGAGUAUCAGAGUAGGUUAUGGUGAUAAAAUUGUUAAAUACGAUUUAACAACAGAUUCAAAUCAAGUGAUUAAGCGUGAUUUGACUGGACCAAUGGGUGUUCGCCUCUUUGAUAAGGCUGUGAUGUACAAAUCAAGCACUUUAACAGAACCAAUUUAUUUCGACUUCCCUGAAUUAGGAGGUUCCUCACGAAGAGACUAUUGGUUAGCGAUCACCCGUGAAGUAUUGCAGGUGAAUAGAUUUAUCAGGAAGUUCAACCUUGGAGAUGUUCAGAGAGCAGAAGCACUCUCCAAAGCUAUUCUGGGCAUCUUGAGAUACUCUGCUGUGAAAGAAGCUUUUCAUAUUGCUCCUUCUCACUUUAAGACAACCCUUACUUUUAGCUUAGCAGAAAAGCUUCCAAAAGGAGACAUGGUCUUAGAAGCCCUAUAUAAUAACUAUUUCCAGCUUUUGGACACUUCAUUGAGCCAUUUGGAAACUGAAUCAAUAGUUGACAAAAUGCCACGGACACAUUCUGUACCAUUUUCUUUGUACGCUCUCUCGAGAAUGGGAUUUAUUCUGCUGCAGAGAAAAGAUGAAAUCGAAAAGGAGAUAAGCUUUUGUGCUGUUUGCUUUGGUGUUACAAAAUCUCUGGAGGCUGCUCUUGAAGAGUCAUUUUGUUACUCUGAGAGAAUAGAGUCAGCACGUGCGACAGUAGAUCAAGUAAAGGUGGAAGGUGUUGAUGCAAAUAUUGCCCUCAUGCAGGAGCUACUCUUCCCUUUCAUUCAAGUAGGCAAGCUUAUUUACUCUCUCAGCCAAUGGGAAGAUCCUCUUAAAUCACUUCUAUUCUUAGCUUUUAUGCUGUACGUCAUUCAAAGGGGCAUUGUCGGUUACAUAGUGCCCUUUGUUUUCUUAGCUUUUGCUGUUGUCAUGCUUUGGCAUAAGUAUAUUGGAGAUGGAAAAUUGCUGGAAGUGCUUGAAGUAAAGCAGCCUCCAAGUAAAAAUGCUGUUGAACAAAUCUUGACCCUGCAGGAGUCUAUAUCCAAGUUAGAAGAUUCUCUGCAGACUGCAAACAUUGCUCUUCUGAAGUUCAGAGCUGUCUUGUUUGCAUCUGUUCCAAAGGCAACUGAAAUGGUCGCAGCAGCGCUUAUUGCUGCAGCUGCAAUUCUAGUCUUCAUACCUUCCAGGUAUCUGCUCGUGAUGUUAGUUGUGGAGGUGUACACAAGGGAGAUGCCGCUAAGGAAACAGAGCACUGAGAAGUUCCGCAGGAGAAUUAGAGAGUGGUGGGCUCGCAUUCCAGCUGCACCUGUGCAGAUGAUCAGACCAAAUGAAAACAAGAAAAAGAUAUGACCAUGGGCUCUCAAAAAGGAGAAAAGAACCCACAAAUUUCCCCAUUUCCUCGUUUUAACCUGACCAGCUAACAUGUAGAGAUUUCAACCCUGAUUGCGCUUGCAAUCAUCGUUGCAAUGAAAAUGCUUACCGAUUAGCCCUGAUAACCAAUGUACAGAGACAUUGCUAUGGAUGUAAAAUGAUGAGUGAUCCUUGACUGUCAGACAUUUAGAAGUUAGGAUGAUAAGCUUCUGGAGUUCUUAUGCGAUUUUAUGAACAUAAUUGAAUGAUUGGUUAACAGUGGCGCUCUUUCCUGCAUUGAACUA